AUAUGGCAAUUCUAGCAACGAUUCAUACAAUUCUUUUGUUUCAUACGGACUCUCGACUUUUCGAAGCUCAUCAGCCAUUCUGUUUGCUUAGGAACAGGAACAGACUUCGCUUGGACGCUCGCCAAUGCGCAUUGCCGCGUCUGAAAUGGCGCAGCCUGAAACUCCGAAUGAUCAAAACCGCAGGGCCCCGCAACCGGGCGCCAUGCGCUCGACCAAAUGCCGCCCCCGCUUCCACCUUCUCUUCCGCCACAUCUGCGCCGCCGCCGUUUCUCCACCGCGCCAGCCUCGCACCACCCGCCAUCCGCGGCGCGGGCGGCGGAGCAGAACUGCCUCCGCCUUCUAGUGCGCUCCUCCACGCCGGCCGCCGUCCUCCAGUCCCUCGCCUUCCUCCUCAAGUCCGGCCUGCACUCCAAUCCGCUUGUUCUUACAAGGCUCUUCGCGUCCACCGCCUCCGCGGCUCCCGCGCUGCUCGAGCCCCUCGUCGCCGCGCUCCUCGGUCCCUCCGUCCCGAUCGACGCCUUCCUCGUCAACACUCUCAUCCGCGCGCACGCCACCUCCCCGCUCCAUUCUGCCCGCCUCCGCGCCGCCGCCUUCUUCCCGCUCAUGCUCCGCAGCGCUGUGGUUCCGAACAAAUUCACCUUCCCCUUCCUCCUCAAGGCGUGCGCCGCUCUCCCGGGCUCCCCGGGCGUUGGGCUCCAGGCCCACGCCGCCGCUCUCAAGUUCGGGUUCGCCACCGAUCAGUACGUAUCCAACACUCUCAUACAUAUGUACUCGUGCUUCGGCGGCGGGUUCCUCGGGGACGCGCGGAAUGUGUUCGACAGAAUGCCGAAGUCAAGCGCCGUUACCUGGAGCGCUAUGAUUGGUGGGUAUGUGCGUGGGGGGCUGUCGAGUGAUGCAGUUGGGUUGUUCAGGGAGAUGCAGGCCAGUGGGGUGCGGCCGGAUGAGGUCACAGUGCUUGGUGUUCUGGCAGCUGCUGCAGAUUUGGGUGCACUCGAGCUUGCUCGGUGGGUUGGGCGGUUUGUGGAGAGGGAGGCGGUUGGGAAGUCUGUAACUCUGUGCAAUGCGCUGAUUGAUGCACUCGCCAAGUGUGGUGAUGUGGAUGGGGCUGUGGCAGUGUUCCAGGGGAUGGAGGAGCGGACUGUUGUGUCAUGGACCUCAGUGAUUGACGCUCUUGCAAUGGAGGGUCGUGGGAAGGAGGCUGUGGGGUUGUUUGAGGAGAUGAAGACUGUUGGCGUGCCGCCUGAUGAUGUUGCGUUCAUUGGGGUGCUCACUGCAUGUAGCCAUGCUGGAAUGGUCGAUGAAGGCCGUGGCUACUUUGAUUCAAUGAAGAUGGAGUAUAGCAUUGAGCCUAAGAUCGAGCAUUAUGGUUGCAUGAUUGACAUGCUUGGUCGUGCUGGCAUGGUUGAGCAAGCAAUGGAGUUUGUUCGGACGAUGCCUAUGAAACCAAACCCAAUAAUAUGGCGGACACUUGUUGCUGCCUGCCGUGCCCAUGGUAGGCUUGAACUUGGUGAAAACAUCACCAGAAACCUUCUAAAUGAGUACCCUGCUCAUGAGGCCAACUAUGUUAUGCUCUCCAAUGUCUACGCGCUGACUCAGAGGUGGAAGGAGAAAUCAGAGAUUAGGAGGGAAAUGAGCAAGAGAGGAAUCAAGAAGGUGCCAGGUUGCAGCGUUGUUGAGCUUGAUGGGGAGGUUCAUGAAUUCAUAGCUGGAGAUGAGUCACACCUGCAGUGGAAGAAGAUAUACAUGAUGGUCCAGGAGAUGGCAAGUGAGCUAAGGCGCAUUGGGCACAUCUCAGCUACAUCAGAGGUCCUCCUUGAUCUUGAUGAGGAGGAUAAAGAGGGUGCGCUUCAGUGGCACAGCGAGAAGCUGGCGAUUGCAUUUGCGCUACUGAGGACUCCUCCUGGUACACAGGUCCGUGUGGUUAAGAAUCUCCGAGUAUGCUUGGAUUGUCAUGCAGCAAUAAAGUGCAUCUCACAGGUUUAUAACCGAGAGAUCGUAGUGCGUGAUCGCAGCCGGUUCCAUCGCUUUAAGAAUGGGUCCUGCUCGUGCAAUGAUUUCUGGUGAUGCAUUGUUUUUCACCAGGUUGUCCUGUUUCUGAAGUUUUUAAAGAGUGAAUCACAGAAGUUCAUGGUAACGAUAAUUUAUUUCCAGGGAGCUUUGGCAUAUCUUUUAAGGAAUGUUGUCAGCUUGAAGGAUGUUUCCUGUGGAAAAGCUUUCAGAUGAUGGAUCCACACUUCAGCAUGCUGUUGCCAAUCAACAACGGUGCCACAAUGCUUUGACAGAUGAAUAUGACAUGUGUAGUGUUGCGGCCUUGUGGGGAUGAGAUUGGGAGCAUCUUAUAGAAACAUAUGCUUCGGGAAACAAAAGAGUUGACGAAGGCACGGUGGGCACUGGUCAGAAACGAGAUGGAAGGAGAACUACAUUUAUUUCAGAAGUAUUUUUGAAAGCUUGGGGAGUGACGGUGUUGUGGAUUGAUCUAUAGUGGUACAUAUGAGCUCACUUCAUUCAGAGAUAGACAGACUUGGUGGUAGAAGUUACAGCCUAGAGGUUAAUGCCCAUACAUUUGGCUUGAUACAGGAAAGGAUCAAAGGAAGUUACUCGGGCAGCAGAAUGAAAUCAAACCUGUUGAAACCUAGCUACCUAGUCCUCAGCUAAGGUUGAUGGUAUGGACAAAGCUACGAAGCUCAUCUCGUCCAAGAUCUGGCUUUAACGGUGUUAAGUACAAUGCUGCCUUGAUGCCUCUCUCUCCUGAGAAUGUCAGCACUGUGCGAGCCACUACUGGCCUUCAACACGUACAGUCAUCAAUUGAAUUCAAAUUGAAGAUCUUGGACAGGCUUUCUGGAGCCUCUCUGCAAGCAGUCACUUCCUGGAAAACACGACCAUCUGGUUUAUCUUCCCUCUCAUGUUGACAGCGAGCAUUUUCUCAGUCUUGCUUGACACCUCCACAUCUGUUUCGGCGAAUCCUCAAGCUCGAGACACUAUGAUCUCACUGAGAGGUAUCUUACACACCGAACCGAGUAUAUAUGAUGAGAAUAUUUGGUGAGAAUUGGAAAUAUAAAGCAGGCAAUGAUAAACAACGAGUGUGUGUCACAAUUGUCAACGAUGCAAACACUUAAGAUGAAUAUGCCCACAUUAUCAUUGAAACAGAAGCCAUGCACCAUUUGUUGUUA
This is a messenger RNA of Panicum virgatum (switchgrass), 3170 nucleotides long. RefSeq names its product pentatricopeptide repeat-containing protein At4g21065-like. The record is from RefSeq and is a predicted model, not a curated record. The coding region runs from base 217 to 2064 and encodes 615 amino acids. Gene Ontology annotation, biological process: RNA modification. NCBI's taxonomy places the organism in Eukaryota, Viridiplantae, Streptophyta, Magnoliopsida, Poales, Poaceae. The transcript is spliced from 2 exons. Gene Ontology annotation, molecular function: protein binding; RNA binding; zinc ion binding.